Strongylocentrotus purpuratus (purple sea urchin) is the source of this 1733-nucleotide messenger RNA. RefSeq names its product nucleoside diphosphate-linked moiety X motif 13 (gene nudt13). The record is from RefSeq and is a predicted model, not a curated record. Bases 109 to 1338 code for a protein of 409 amino acids. The transcript is spliced from 7 exons. NCBI's taxonomy places the organism in Eukaryota, Metazoa, Echinodermata, Echinoidea, Camarodonta, Strongylocentrotidae. Gene Ontology annotation, molecular function: hydrolase activity; metal ion binding.
CAACAAACUUGAUGCACGCGAUCUCUGGACCUGUUUGAGAUAAAGCUUUUCGGAAACGAUUUAGAUCUACCGUUUUAUAUUGGAAGGAAGCAGGUACAAUCAAGAAGUAUGCUCUCGCGUGUUACUAGCUCCUUCGUCAAGGUACAGACAUGUGCCUGUUCUCAGGCAUGCAACAUCCAAUUACAACAACAACAACAAGGAUGCAGGAAGAUCCAGCUAGCCCCGAACAAUGUCAUAGCUGCCAGUACACAACAUGUAAGGUCUUUCUCUUCCAAAAGCUUUCAGACUUCAAACUCAAAUUACCUCAAUGUGUUGCAUUCAAGUUCAAUACUCGUGUCACAGGGUAUGUUAAAAACUGCUGAAAGACUUAGUUGUUUACAACUCCGCCACAGCUCACAGUAUGUUACUGGGGCAAGGUACGUGGAGCAGCUAAAAGAGAAUGAUGACAUUUGUGAAGCAGCGCUAAGAAAUGGACAGUUUGCAUUGUUCUACGAUCUGAGGGCUUUCAUUCAAGGUGACGGUGCUUCAAAAAGAAUGAACCUUGUUUGGAGAGGUGCUGACGACAUGAAACAGGUGCUUGGGAUAGUUGAUGGGAUGAAGCUCACCGAUGCAGUACUAAUGAAUUCCACUGGCAAGGACCCUGACCAACCAGCAAGGUUUGCUAUCAACAUUCCUAAGGCAGAUGACACACUCCAGCAGUCGUUAGAGAGAUUAAUGGAUGCAGAGACCAUUGGGAUCAGGAGGGCGCUGUUUACCCUUGGCAGGGGAUAUCUUCAUGAAUAUCUACAGGCCUAUGCUCUGUUGCAGUGGCAUUCUCUUCAAACAUUCUGUUCAAAGUGUGGGGCUAAGAAUAAGAAGAACUUGGCCGGAAGUCGCCGCAUCUGUUCAAGUUGCUCUGAAGUCCAUUACCCGACGAUGAAACCAAUAGUCAUUACCCUGGUUACGAAUGGGGACAAGUGUCUGGUUGCUAGGCAACCACAGUUUCCAAUUGGAAUGUACAGCGCGUUGGCUGGAUUCUGUGAUAUGGGUGAAACGUUGGAGGAUACUGUAAGACGAGAGGUAGCAGAGGAGGUUGGUCUAGAGGUCGAGGACAUCACCUACUGCUUUUCCCAGCACUGGCCUAUCCCUAGCAGUGGUCUCAUGUUAGGAUGCUAUGCUACUGUCAAGGAAGAUGAUCAGAUUCUGAUUGACAGGAAUGAACUGGAGGAUGCCAAGUGGAUGGACAGAGAGGAAGUACAAAGUAUACUCCAGCAGUCGCCAGGUCAAGGGUCACAGUGGUUCCCUCCUAGAUAUGCCAUUGCCCAUCAGCUGAUUGCAGGAUGGGCCUUCAAGAAAUGACCAUCUCAUUGACUUCCAUUCCGGUCUUCCUUACGCAAGUGUGUUCCAAUUCAACAUAUGUUCAUCGGGCAGCAUUUUACUAAAUCGUCAUGUUCGCAGAUGUCCUAUUGAAACGCGUGCAUCGGAUAUUUAAGCACGUUUCAAUGGGAUGUUGGCACACUUGUACUUUUGACAGUCUAGUGAAACAAUGCCCAGAUUUACAUUCAUCCCCUGCAAUACAUGUAACUAAUAUUGUGCAAUUGAACAAGUUUCAUGUCAAUCCUUGUGAUGUUAUUUUUUAUUUUUUUUUAGAGAGAGAAAUUAUUUUAAAUGUAAGAAAUUUGAAUUGUGACUUUGCAUUGGUGUCUUCACAGAUUUCGUCCAUUUUAUGUAGCCAAUGACAAACCGUACGCUUA